Messenger RNA from Dimorphilus gyrociliatus, 3647 nucleotides. The record is from the annotation of a GenBank genome assembly. Lineage: Eukaryota; Metazoa; Annelida; Polychaeta; Dinophilidae.
CGUGACAAACAGUCUCGGCUUGACAUAGGUUAAAAGUUCGUUGUCUUGGUAACGUAUAAUAAGUAAGCAAUGGACAUAAGGUGUUGCGCGACUCUUCAUCAAGAUUCAACAGUUAUAAGCUGCUGGAUAGAAAUUAUCUUUGCUUAAAUAUUGUUUAAGCCAGUAUGAUUUAAAAAUUGUAAAGAAAAAAGUUUGAGUAAACACCGAUAAGAGAUAAGAAAUACUACCAUUAGUUGCUUUUGCAGGUUAUGACCUGGUUAGGUGCGUUUUUCGGCUUUUUACUGUUUUAUUCUGAUUUGGUUCUGUGCGAGGACUUCUCAGGAGCCGCAAUUGAUAUUUAUGACUCAAAAAGGGAUAUGACACAAAGCACUAGUCAACCGAUCAUACAGCUUAACAAUGUAACUGUAUCGCUUACAAAUACCAAUGAAUCAGACACAACGGCUAACCUAUAUGAAACACAGACUGCACAUAAACAGCCCAGCGUUUGGCAAACAACAGAUUCGGGCCAGAGAAAACAAACGAGUUUAAAUACUCAGACUACGCCCGAAAAGAGUACCAUCACCACCUUACAAAGUCGCUUAACAAGCAAGCGCGUAAGCCAAACAAUAUUUUAUCGUCUGUUUGAAGCACUUACAACUGAAAGACAAAGGACAAUGUUGAAAUCAACUCAACGAACAACCCAAGUUGAAAUUAGUAGCGAGGCAACAACAAUUGGUUUUAAAAGUUCGAUCCAAAAGAAAACAUCGAUAACCUCUCUUGGCACAGAAUUUCCACUAGAAAGUAGCACCAAAGAGAGAGAAAAAGCCUCUUCAAGGCAGACAAACAGAAUAACUACUGCUACUCAAUCGACUAUUAAAGAGGUUCGGACGACGGUUCCUGCUGUGAAUCCAGAUCAUUCAAGAACAACAUCUGAAUCAGAAUUGCUAUCAAAUGGAGCUUUAAUAGCAAUAGUGGCUGGCUCCAUAAUUAUAUUCGUGCUUUUAAUGACUGUGUGCAUUUUAUUAUGUAAGUGUAGGAGUCGGAACAAGAAAAUGCACUGCGAAAGAGAGGAAAGAAAAAUGUUCAUAACACCCACCGAUCUAGGAGAGCACUCUCUCUUUAUGGAGACAGCAAGGGCUAGUGUCAUAAAAACUGACUUUGAAAAAAUAACAUCUGACUACGAGUUGCCAAACGAAGAAAUUGACGAAAAAACACCUAUUAAUCAAAAUGAAGACGAUCAAGAAAUUGACUUAAGAGAAUCCUCGAAGUUUGUCUUAGAAGUCUUUCAUGAUCUCAAUCUUGAUAACGAUAUACCUCAAUUCAAUUACGAAUGCAACACGUUUACAAGGAGAAAACCUGAAGAAAUUCAACAACCAAAAAUUCGUAAAACGACAGAAAACUUUAUUACUACUCAUUUAUGACAAAAAUGUUAGUCGAAUGAGAUUCCAAAAACGGAUUUUUUUCCAUUAUUGUUAAGCAUCUGCAUACUAUUUUGAAGCUGGUUUUUCGUAUCUAACUUGUUACACUAACUUAUGUUAUUCGUUCCAAUGCCCCAAAAGUAAAAAGAUACUUUUACUCCAUAAAUCAAAUGUAGUCAAUCGCACACAAUAGGCGGUUGUAGAGAACGAAAAGUGCCGUUUCGUACUUACCGUCUAAACUAAAUUCCAAAGAUACAAGAAAAUAAAGUGGCCCACUUUAUAUCACUACCUUUAUUUUAUCAUAGAGGCUGAACAUAUUUUUGUUCAAGAGAUACUUUUAUGAGAGAAAAUUGAAAUACUUCCCGUCACAAUAGUAGCUCUCCUAUUAUCAUGCUAAUUUGUAGGGAAAUAGGCGAGAUAUUUAAUUUUACUACUAUUACUAUAUCCUGAGGAAGAAGAGAUAAAGAAAAAUCGAAAAUAAAUUGGUUCCAGCACGAAUCUUUCACUAUUUAUCUCUAUGUAUCUUUCCAAGUGAUCAAGAAAAGAAACUUCUCUCUCGUAUUAAAGUAUGCAGAUUCAAAAAGAUGAAAAUUUAUAUAUGCAUUUGAGAUAUUUUUUUUGCAUGACUUCUGCCAAAAUCUACUCCAUAAACCAUAUUUUGAAUUCCUCCAUGUAAUCCACUUGAAUCUAUCUGAGAUUCUUUAUUACCAACUUUUUUCUUUUUCUUGAAUAGUUUACAUUUAGCGCACCAUUUGAUAAAAACCACACAGGCAUGAACUAAUAUAACAAUAAGAAGAAGUGACCCUAAAAUUACGGCGACAACAAUUUGAGUUUUUGAAGCUUCUUGAGAGGAUUUUUUUGAUGUUGAUAACAUGGACGUCAUCCUAAUAAUGAGAGCUACGGGAAUUGUUCAUAUUGAUUUUGCAAUUGUCGCUACUGGAGUUUUUAUUGCAUUAAGGUAAUUUAAGAUUUUAGGCUAAGUCUUAAGGGUUUAGGUAAUUGGAGGAAACAUUAUUUAUCGAAGAGGUAGAUGAAAUUUAGUUAUACUCUCUAUAAUUGUCGCCCGGCGAGUAUACUCGUGGCUAGUAGUGACAUCUGCAUUCAGUUAGAGUGUUACUCUGUCAAGGAACUUCACAGUUCACUGCCUUCUAAUCCUAGAAGAAUUGGAUUGAACAGAUGCGACAGAGCGUAACAAUUGCUGCUUUACGGUUUUUUUAUCCUUUAAGUGAUGAGAUGAUCCAAUUUCCCUUAAAUAUAGAUGGCAAAUAGAGUCAUAAGCGAAUCCUUAUUAAUACCAGAAUUUUGAGCAAAAGAUUGGUUGUUCGAAGGAACAGUAUAAAUUUUUAUAAAUAUUUAUACUCGUAUGUAUUAUGCAUGUAAUUUCUUUUCUAUAUCGCGAGAUACUUUACUAUGGAAUAAUCUCAGCUUCUAAAUUUCGAUAAAUGGCCUCCAGUGAGUAAAAAACUGCUAGAUAAAUGUGUUCCAUUUGAGAGGGAGAGAAAUAACAGCGCUAGCCGUUUAAAAGUCGAUUGGUUUACUUCGUUUACAGUGAAAGUUGUUAACUAAAUCUUACCAGGAAGCUCAGUUGAUUCAAUUCGCUUCCUACCGGAUCUUAACUAUCAUUCCAUUUAAGUGGCUGCUCACAAAUUUUCUAUGGACUGCGAAAUUCUAAAAAGAAUUCCACAUGACUAUACUAGAGAAUGCUUUGACCCGAUUGACACGUCCGUUGUCAUAGAGACGCUUUUACAAGAUUAGCCUACCAUUUCGUUCUGAGCGUAGUCGCUCUACUGGAAACCUUAUAAAAUAGAAGGACGCCCUGAGCGCCUAGCUUACUUCCUCUUUUUAAAAAUGAUAAAGGAAGCGUUAUGUAUCCAUGGGAACUCUCGGGGAAGUUGAAUGCGCAAAUUUUUCCGCAAGGUACUUACCCCUGUUUCUUUAUCCGUCAAUGUCUGAGUUAAGCCACUGUUCGUGAUUUAUUGCCUUCCAUCAUCAAUUUGUCAACAUCCUGUUGCAAGAGAAAUACAAUGAGAAAGUUAAUUCUAAUUACUCUUAUUAAAUUGAUUUUUUUCUGAAAUUAUAUUUGUUUGAUAAACAUUUGUUUGAAGAAAAAAGCGUUUGAAGCCAGUUGGAGAGUUCGUAUAUUUGCUAGAUUACAAGCUAGUUUUGUAUAAAUUGGAAAUUAAUUGUAAAUUUUUUAAAUGACUAUUAUAAAGCUGUCAAAUGUUGAAAAUGUUCUAUUAACGACUGAAC